AUGCACUUUCAUACCACCUUGCUCAGCGGUCUAGCUAUUCUUCCAGUGGUUCUAGCUUCCUGGCCUUUCUUCGAUACCACAAAAAAGACAUCGGCAACCCCCUACCGCAAUGAGCAACCGAAUGUGAAAGUCGAGACCCUCUUUCAAUUUCCCAACAAUGGCUCAUGGAUCGACAAUAUGGUAGUUCGAUCAGACGGAAACCUUCUUCUCACGCGUCUGGACACCCCUGAAGUUUGGCUUUUCAAUCCUACAAGCGGAAACGCGACCCUCGCCUACUCAUUCCCCAACGUCACGAGCUGCUUCGGAAUCAGUGAAAUCGACGACGAUGUCUUCGCAGUUGUUGUUGGUAAUUUCUCUCCCAAAACCUUCCAGCCAGGUCCAGGCUCGUUCUCUGUUCAUAAACUAGACUUCACCAAGAUGGAUGCUGGGGAGAACGAGCGCGUGUUGGAAUCACCAAAGUCCUCGAAGAUCGUCGCAAUGCCAGACGCUGAAGCUUUGAAUGGAAUGGCCACCUUCUCACGCGGGUCAAAUUUGGUUCUCAUUGCCGAUAGCCCCAAGGGGAUAAUAUGGAAGGUCGAUACCGAAACAGGGGAUUACUCUGUUGCACUGAAUGAUACUACAAUGGCACCGGCGGAGGGCCAGGCUCUUCCUCUUGGUGUCAAUGCCCUUACAGUUUUUGGUGACUAUGUGUACUAUACCGGCACGACACGAAUGGUAUAUUGCAGGGUCAAGGUGGACGAGGAUGUGAAACCAAUCGGAGAUUUCGAGGUUAUUGCUAGUGGAUUCCUACCGGACAACAUUGAGAUAACCGCGGAUGGCACUGCGUAUAUUCCGACAGCUCCCCAGAACUCAGUUGUGCGCCUCACACCUUCUGGGCAGAUAUCUCUCGUUACAGGUGGCCAAGUAUCUACGGGACUGGCAGGUCCAAGCUCGGUUCGAUUGAGCAAAGAUCGACAGACACUCUAUGUUGGCACCAACGGUGGUCAAAUUGCGCCUGUUUUGGGCUCAUUCAUCGAGCCUGCAAAGAUUGUCAAGAUCUCGUUCGAGGAAUAG
Penicillium expansum is the source of this 1053-nucleotide messenger RNA. RefSeq lists its product as uncharacterized. The record is from RefSeq and is a predicted model, not a curated record. The coding region runs from base 1 to 1053 and encodes 350 amino acids. NCBI's taxonomy places the organism in Eukaryota, Fungi, Ascomycota, Eurotiomycetes, Eurotiales, Aspergillaceae. The transcript has a single exon.